Echinostoma caproni is the source of this 633-nucleotide messenger RNA. The record is from the annotation of a GenBank genome assembly. Lineage: Eukaryota; Metazoa; Platyhelminthes; Trematoda; Plagiorchiida; Echinostomatidae.
AUGGCUAUUGCUGUGACUAAUAUUACCGGAUCAAUCAGCUUGUCCAUAUCUGAUGCGGAUUCAUUAACUCAUGGUGCAGGCACCAUACCGGAAUCAGUGUACACAUCCACUCUGUCUAUGACCAAUCCCAGUGUCUCGGACAGCGGAGAAGAGUCGGGAGAGUCGGCAUCGAGUCAACCGCGUUCCAUCUCGGGCACGGAAGUGUAUUCGGAAAAUGUGGUACACCCCUAUAUACAAACAACAUCAACAACAACAGAAACAACUCGAGAAUGUCAUUCCGGUGAAAUUCUGAUACCUGAUGGUGGACAUCGGACACCGGAUGAUGCUCAAUUUUCUCCAAAUGUGGCGCAUCUCUCCACGGCUGGGGGAGAGACAGAAAAUGCUGGCAGUUUACGAUGGCGCCUCCGCAAUACAAAACUAUUUAUUGGCCAGAUUCCGCGUAGCAUGCAAGAAGAAGAUAUUCGAUCGAUUUUUGAACCGUUUGGUCCAAUUUACGAUUUGUUGGUACUACGUGACAAACUAACUGGAAUGCAUAAGGGUAAGUUGCUGGGGGAUGCUGGGAGGAGCAUAGUGACCAUUUUUGGUUAUGACUGUCUUGGAGUGAGUCAUGUUCCACGAUUGUCCACCGAGUAG